This is a messenger RNA of Tupaia belangeri chinensis (Chinese tree shrew), 5524 nucleotides long. It is a transcript of the gene SMC2, whose product is annotated as structural maintenance of chromosomes 2. Gene Ontology annotation, biological process: chromosome organization. Gene Ontology annotation, molecular function: protein binding; ATP binding; ATP hydrolysis activity. The record is from RefSeq and is a predicted model, not a curated record. NCBI's taxonomy places the organism in Eukaryota, Metazoa, Chordata, Mammalia, Scandentia, Tupaiidae. Gene Ontology annotation, cellular component: chromosome.
GGCGCGGGGUUUGAGCGUGGUGGUCAGAGCUUAGCGGCUAUGGUACGGUGUACCUCCUAGCGCCCGAAGCCGGGCAGAGUUGGUCUGCUCUCCGCCAUUUGUCACUCAGGAGCUUCUGGGGCUCCUUGGGCCCAAGUGUCCUGCGGCAGCGGCGAGACGAGAACUGAUUUGUGGCCUGUUUGACACCUAGCACAGGCUUACUGGCCCAAGACAUUACUGAAAAUGCAUAUUAAAUCAAUCAUUCUCGAAGGAUUCAAGUCCUAUGCGCAAAGGACUGAAGUUAAUGGUUUUGACCCUCUUUUCAAUGCUAUCACUGGUUUAAAUGGUAGUGGAAAAUCCAACAUACUGGACUCCAUCUGCUUUUUGCUGGGCAUCUCUAAUCUGUCUCAGGUUCGGGCUUCUAACUUACAAGAUUUAGUUUAUAAAAAUGGACAAGCUGGAAUUACCAAAGCCUCUGUGUCAAUCACCUUUGAUAAUUCUGACAAAAAGCAAAGUCCUUUAGGAUUUGAGGUUCAUGAUGAAAUUACAGUAACAAGACAGGUGGUUAUUGGUGGCAGAAAUAAAUACUUAAUCAAUGGUGUAAAUGCAAAUAAUACCAGAGUACAGGAUCUUUUCUGUUCUGUUGGCCUUAAUGUUAACAACCCUCACUUUCUCAUCAUGCAGGGCCGAAUUACAAAAGUUUUGAAUAUGAAGCCUCCAGAGAUUUUAUCCAUGAUAGAAGAAGCAGCUGGAACCAGGAUGUAUGAAUACAAAAAAUUAGCUGCUCAAAAAACUAUAGAGAAAAAAGAGGCUAAGCUAAAAGAAAUUAAGACGAUACUUGAAGAAGAAAUUACUCCAACCAUUCAGAAAUUAAAAGAGGAAAGAUCUUCCUAUUUGGAGUACCAAAAAAUAAUGAGAGAAAUAGAACAUUUGAGUCGUUUAUAUAUCGCAUAUCAGUUUUUGCUGGCCGAAGAUACCAAGGAACGCUCAGCUGAAGAGUUAAAAGAAAUGCAGGAUAAAGUUGCAAAGCUUCAAGAAGAAUUGUCUGAGAAUGACAAAAAAAUAAAAGCACUUAAUCAUGAGAUAGAAGAAUUGGAAAAACGAAAAGAUAAGGAAAUUGGAGGUAUACUCCGAUCUUUAGAAGAUACUCUUGCAGAGGCUCAGCGAGUUAAUACUAAAUCUCAAAGUGCGUUUGAUCUCAAAAAGAAAAAUCUAACAAGUGAAGAAAAUAAACGCAAAGAGCUGGAAAAAAAUAUGGCUGAGGACUCUAAAACUUUAGCAGCAAAGGAGAAAGAGGUUAAAAAGAUAACAGAUGGGUUGCAUGCCCUUCAAGAAGCAAGUCAUAAAGAUACCGAAGCUUUGGCCGCUGCACAACAGCACUUCAAUGCUGUUUCCGCUGGUCUGUCCAGUAAUGAAGACGGAGCAGAAGCAACUUUUGCUGGUCAAAUGAUGGCCUGUAAAAAUGAUAUAAGUAAAGCUCAGACAGAAGCCAAACAGGCUCAGAUGAAGUUGAAACAUGCCCAACAGGAAUUAAAGAAUAAACAAGCUGAAGUUAAGAAGAUGAAUAAUGGCUACAGGAAGGAUCAAGAAGCCUUUAGGUACAGAAUAAAAAACAAAGUUAAAAAAGCCGUAAACAGACUUAAAGAAAAACUCGAAGUUGAGAUGAAAAAGUUAAAUUAUAAAGAAAAUAAGGAGGAAAGUCUUUUGGAGAAGCGCAGGCAAUUAUCUCGUGAUAUCAGUAGAUUGAAAGAAACAUAUGAAGCUCUCUUGGCCAGAUUUCCCAAUCUUCAGUUUGCAUACAAGGACCCAGAGAAGAACUGGAAUAAAAAUUGUGUGAAAGGACUUGUAGCUUCUCUGAUUAGUGUGAAAGAUAGUUCUGCAACUACAGCUUUAGAAUUAGUGGCUGGGGAACGGCUCUACAAUGUUGUAGUAGACACAGAGGUUACUGGUAAAAAGCUACUAGAAAAGGGGGACUUAAAACGUCGAUACACCAUAAUUCCACUCAAUAAAAUUUCAGCCAGAUGUAUUGCUCCAGAAACUCUAAGGAUUGCCCAGAAUCUUGUUGGCUCAGAUAAUGUUCACGUGGCUCUUUACCUGGUUGACUACAAGCCAGAACUUCAGAAAGCAAUGGAAUUUGUCUUCGGAACAACAUUGGUUUGUGACAAUAUGGAUAAUGCAAAAAAAGUAGCUUUUGAUAAAAGAAUAAUGACUAGAACUGUAACUCUAGGAGGUGAUGUAUUUGAUCCUCGUGGGACUUUGAGUGGAGGUGCUCGAUCCCAGGCGGCUUCUAUUUUAACCAAAUUUCAAGAACUUAAAGACGUUCAGGAAGAGCUGAGAAUCAAGGAGAAUGAGCUACGGGCUCUAGAGGAGGAAUUAGCGGGUCUUAAAAACACUGCUGAAAAGUAUCACCAACUGAAACAGCAGUGGGAGAUGAAAACUGAGGAGGCAGAUUUAUUACAAACCAAGCUCCAGCAAAGCUCAUAUCACAAGCAACAAGAAGAAUUAGAUGCCCUUAAGAAAACCAUUGAGGAAUGUGAGGCGACCUUAAGAAACACUGAAGAAAUCCAAAAAAAGGCAGAAGAAAAGUAUAAAGUAUUAGAGAAUAAAAUGAAAAAUGCAGAAGCUGAAAGAGAGAAAGAACUAAAGGAUGCUCAGAAAAAACUGGACUGUGCCAAAACAAAGGCAGAUGCCUCUAGCAAGAAGAUGAAAGAAAAGCAACAGGAAGUUGAAGCAAUCACUCUGGAGUUGGAAGAGCUCAGGAGAGAGCAUAUAUCUUAUAAACAACAGCUCGAAGCUGUAAAUGAAGCUAUCAAAUCCUAUGAAGGUCAGAUUGAAGUGAUGGCAGCUGAGGUGGCUAAAAAUAAGGAAUCAGCAAAUAAAGCUCAAGAAGAGGUGGCCAAGCAAAAAGAAGUGAUAAUAGCCCAAGACAAUAUAAUUAAGCUAAAUAUGCAGAAGUGGCAAAACAUAAGGAGCAAAACAAUGAUUCAGCUCAAAAUUAAGGAGUUAGAUCACAACAUCAGCAAACAUAAACGCGAAACUGAAGAUGCUGCAGCAAAGGUAUCUAAAAUGUUGAAAGAUUAUGACUGGAUUAACGCAGAGAAACACCUGUUUGGCCAACCCAAUAGUGCCUAUGACUUCAAAACUAAUAACCCAAAAGAAGCUGGUCAGAGACUUCAGAAGUUGCAAGAAAUGAAGGAGAAACUAGGAAGAAAUGUCAAUAUGAGAGCUAUGAAUGUUCUGACAGAAGCUGAAGAGCGGUAUAAUGACUUGAUGAAGAAGAAGAGAAUUGUAGAAAAUGACAAAUCCAAAAUCCUUGCAACUAUCGAAGACCUUGAUCAGAAGAAAAACCAAGCCCUAAAUAUUGCUUGGCAAAAGGUAAACAAGGACUUUGGGUCUAUUUUUUCUACUCUUUUGCCGGGUGCUAAUGCUAUGCUUGCACCACCAGAGGGGCAAACUGUUUUGGAUGGUCUGGAAUUCAAGGUUGCUUUAGGAAAUACCUGGAAAGAAAACCUAACAGAGCUUAGUGGUGGUCAGAGGUCUUUAGUGGCUUUGUCAUUAAUAUUGUCUAUGCUCCUCUUCAAACCUGCUCCAAUUUAUAUUCUGGAUGAGGUAGACGCAGCCUUAGAUCUUUCUCAUACCCAGAAUAUUGGACAGAUGCUACGUACUCACUUCACACAUUCUCAGUUCAUUGUGGUAUCCCUAAAAGAAGGUAUGUUCAACAAUGCAAAUGUUCUUUUCAAAACCAAGUUUGUGGAUGGUGUUUCUACAGUAGCCAGAUUUACUCAGUGUCAAAAUGGAAAGAUUCCAAAGGAAACAAAAUCCAAGGCAAAAGGACCCAAAUGAACACAUGUGGAAGGAUGUUAAAGUACAGAUUUACUCCAUCUUGACCUGUUUUUUAAACAAACUUUUAAGAACUUGAAGUUCAAUUUGUUUAUAUAAAAAUUUAAUCUCAUUUUGUUACUUAAUCUAUAUUUUCUCUUUAUAUAAUCACUUACAAACAGCAUAGACUCAUUAUCUUUUAAUUAAUUAGUUUAACUAUGGUCCAAUUACUGUGGUUGUGAUUUUAUGUAUAUCAUCAAAUAUUUUUUCUUAUCUUUUAUAUAUUGGGGAGCCUGAGAUAUGUGGUUGAUAGGAAAUUCUGUAUGUAAGAGCAAAAAUAUAAAAAAAUAGAAACUAAAUUAUAGGAUAAAUAUAACUAUGGUCAGCUUUUAAUUAGUUUUAUUCCUAAGGCCAUAUUAAUGUGUUUUCUAUUGCUAAUAAAGGCAUUUAGUAGGGAGGAAUGAUAAAGCAAGUAACCAAACCAACAGAGAAUGCAAAGGAAGAUAUUGUGCAUAUGCUGAGUAAGGCUGGGUCAGCAACUCACAAUGCCAAAUCUCUGACUGAAAUGGGAAAAGGACCUUGAAGGAUUUCUCAUAAUAAUGUUUGAGUAUCAUGUUUCUAUUUGCCUAGUAAUUGGUCUCUGUAACCUUAAGUCUUUAGGUUUUUAAGAUUUAUGAGCAUUUUAAUAGAUGUUUAGAAGGAGGUUUGUUGCAUACUACUCUCUCCCUAAGUUUAUCUGAAGUCUCCAAAUAUGUUCAAAGAUUUUUUUCAUAAUCCAAUCAGUAAUAAUGUCUUGGUAGAUAAUGUUUUGGUAGAUAAGAAUAUAGGAACUAGCAGACCCAAUCAAAUUUAUCUUUUUUCUUCAGUCUGAUAAAUAUAUACAUCAACCUAUUCUGCCAAAAUAACUCAAAAGUUUGGUGAUUCCAAUUUUCAGUGUUUUCUGCUUUCCAGUGUAAAGGACUAAAAUUUCUUUAGAACUACAAAGAUGCAGCUCACAAACACCUUAAGGUACUAUCUAUAGUAUUUCUAGGUACAUCACCAAAACAAUAUCUCUAAGCUCUGAAUCCUAAAAGCUUCAGUGUGGUCUAAACUGAUCUUGGAUGUGUUAUAUUGGCCUCGCAUCCCUUCUUGAUAUUUGAGUCUUCCUUCCUUGGUGUUGUUAUAAUCCUUUCCCUGAUAAAUGCUCACAUUUUCUGGUAUAGGUUUGAAAUUUUUCAUCCUUCAUUUUCAUUAUAUAUCUGAGAUGUCAGGGAAAAUGAAGUAAUUGAUACGAUGGGACACAUUGGAAAGGAUCGAAUCUGAAAUUAGUUCUGUAUUGUGGGAGGGAGGAAGAUAAAGCUAUAAAUGCUGAAUUGUCGAAAGUCCAGAAUCAUAGGUAACAUAUACAAAGUUUUUCGUUUGCUUUCAGCUCUAUUGCAAACUAUUUGCCAAAAUAGAUACAUCAUUCUAUACACCAAUAAAGAAUAGUAUACCAGUCUGACCACAAACUAGUCAGUACUGGCUGCUAAUUUUAAUAUUUCUGAUUUAAUAUUUAUAAAAUGGUAUCUCAUUGCUAUUGUAGCUAGCAUUUUAACAAUAACUUGUGGGGUUGAAUAUUUUGCCAUAUGUACUAAUUUCCUUUCCUCUGCUGCAAAUGUGCUGCUUGUGUGUUUUCCCAAUUUUUGUCUUCUCUGUAAUUUUGCUCUUGUAUGAAAAUUCUGAAAUAUAUAUGAAGUUUUUGCUAGCA